AUGGCAAGUUACUACUUCACUUCCGAACACUAUUCUCAGCUUUCCAUAGAUGCAGCUCGCUUCGGCCAGUCUUACAUGUCCAAGCUCGGCUGGGACCCCUUAAAAGGUCUAGGCGCCUCAGGCGAUGGCAUGAAAUCGCAUCUUAAGGUCUCCCAAAAGCUUGAUAUGCUUGGGAUUGGCGCCGCUCAUCAGAAAGACCCACAUGGUAUCGCGUGGAAACAGAAUAAGGAAUUUGAGGCUUUGCUGCAGAGGCUUAAUGCGCAGGAUGGUCAAGAAUCUGCUUCUAAGCAUGUGCUAGGAGAAUUUGUUCGGCCUGCAGCGGAUGUACACCCCGCAGAGGACAAGGAACCAAACCAAUCAUCGAAGAAAGAGAAGAAGCGAAAGCGAAAGGAAGGGGAACAUGCCGUGGACGGAAAAGAUAAGAAACGGAAGAAAGGCAAGCACCAGGAUGAAGAUGUCGAAGAUUCAGCUACAACGGAUUCAUCAAAACCCAUUUCUCCGCAUAUCGAUCCUCCUGCCCCUUCUCCAGAUACCGCGUCAUCCAUUCUUCAAACAAGGCCAAAAGGACGCCCUAUGGCCCACCGUGCUCGCAUACAAGCUGCUAAACGCCUUGCCAACAAAUCGGCAGCCGCCAUCUCUGAAAUUCUGGGGAUCGUACCGGCUCCUUCAUCCGCUUCCUCUACAACUCCCUCUGGUUCUCUGACCCCAAUCACACCCGCAGACAGCGACCUCACCCUCGAGAAGCUCACAACAUCGUCUAAGAGCGUCGCAGACUAUUUUAAGGAAAAAGCUUAG
Suillus subaureus is the source of this 795-nucleotide messenger RNA. RefSeq lists its product as uncharacterized. The transcript has 2 exons. Bases 1 to 795 code for a protein of 264 amino acids. Lineage: Eukaryota; Fungi; Basidiomycota; Agaricomycetes; Boletales; Suillaceae. Gene Ontology annotation, molecular function: nucleic acid binding. The record is from RefSeq and is a predicted model, not a curated record.